Haliotis rubra (blacklip abalone) is the source of this 1629-nucleotide messenger RNA. Its product is annotated as glycoprotein 3-alpha-L-fucosyltransferase A-like. Gene Ontology annotation, molecular function: alpha-(1->3)-fucosyltransferase activity. Gene Ontology annotation, cellular component: membrane. Lineage: Eukaryota; Metazoa; Mollusca; Gastropoda; Lepetellida; Haliotidae. The coding region runs from base 505 to 1443 and encodes 312 amino acids. The record is from RefSeq and is a predicted model, not a curated record. The transcript has 2 exons.
AUCCAGCCCCGCGAGAAGAAAGAGCAUUGGAAUGGGGCGGGCUGGACGCGAUAGCCGAAGAGCAUGAUGCGCGUCGACAGCAUUUAGUAACACCGAUCGCGUCUCAACAACAGGUGAUGGCGAAGUGCAGCCCAAACAGUUAUGGAUGUCUUGACACACUCAUGAAACGGAUCAGGACACUUAUCAAGGGCACUCUGUUGGACAACAUGGCGAAAGCAUUUCUUGUGUUAACCCGAUGGCGUCGACUUAGACUGUGUAUCUGCGUAGCCAUCCUCUCCGUCACCGGCCUCCUAGUGUCCAUGAGUUCUAAACCCAAGGACCCCCUGCACAGACAGUGAUUGUCCAAUCAGAGAAUUCGGGGAUAGGGGCAAAACCAUACUAUGGUAUUUUGUACCGAGAUAUGUACUAGACAGCCCCGAACGAGUUCCACUGAGAAGGUGUCCCGAACUGGGUUGCUAUGUUACGACGAACAGGCGAUAUCUCCCGAAUGCCCACGCAGUACUCAUGUCUGCCCAACAUAUAAUAGGAAACGACCAGCCGGUUCGAUACCGCGACCAGGUGUGGGUCUACCAUAAUAAUGAACCGAUGUAUCUGUUUUAUGACAAACUCGUUGAUGAGAUUCGGCGUCCACAAUGGAAGUCAGUAUUCAACUGGACAAUGGAUUUCAGAUAUGAUUCGGAUCUACAUAGACCUUACGCAAAGUUGAGAACUCGCAAAACUACAGUGAAUCGUGAUUAUUCCUCAUUGGUGAAACAGAAAACAAAGCUCGUUGCUUGGGCGGUUAGCAACUGCAUAGACAUAUCUGGACGCCUAGCGUACGCGCGUGAACUUCAGAAAUAUAUUCCAGUGGAUAUCUACGGCCGCUGUGGCAGUGGUGCAUUUUCUAGGUCGACAGCGGAGGAGUGGAACGACUACCUCAACGGCACGUAUAAGUUCUAUCUUUCUUUUGAGAGUUCCUUCUGCACGGAUUACAUCAGCGAGAAGUUCUUCAACAACUUCAACCUUGACCUUGUGACGGUUGCCCGAGGGGGAGGUAACUACACCCGUGACGCUCCUCCAGGAACCUACAUCAACACAGCUGAUUUCAAAUCUCCUAAAGAGUUAGCAGACCAUAUCAUGUACCUUCACAACAACCACGAGGAGUACAUCGAGAUUCUGAAGAGGAAAGAAAAAUACCAAUAUGUAACCGAAGCGUACUAUUUCACCACCAAAACUGACAUUUUACAUCCGUUUUCGGAACGUUAUGUAGAACACUACUACGAAGAAGAACCCAUGUGUCACUUGUGUUCACGACUCCAUAAUAUGUCUGGUUAUUCCAAAACCAUUCCAGACAUUUUGCCUUGGAUCACUAUGGGCAAAUGUUCUUCCACAGGAGAACUGCAUAUAACACAUUUUGUAUAUGUACUUAGUUUUCUUUUAACGUUGACCAGUCGCUUUGUCUGAUGAUUUCUUUUGUGUCAUCAAUGUAUUCAUCAUCAUCAUCAUCAUCAUCAUCAUAUGAUUGCACUGGUAAUUGCAAUGUAAAAUUUGAAGUCAUCCAAAAGCUACUGCUAAAAUCUUACAAGGGAUUUAUACACUUGUCAUUGGUGAAGGGCCAGUUUUUAUAUCGACAUAAAGAAAUAGUGUUCA